Molecule: messenger RNA, 1749 nt
Organism: Theobroma cacao (cacao)
Lineage: Eukaryota; Viridiplantae; Streptophyta; Magnoliopsida; Malvales; Malvaceae
Product: lysine histidine transporter 1-like
Source: RefSeq, a predicted model, not a curated record
AUAAAAUUGUGCAAUUUCAAGAUCUCAAGUUCUGCAGUGCAUACUUGGAAACCAUGGGGACUCAAGGACCUCCUCAGGAGCAGCUCGAAACCAAUACCCCAAGCACCAUAGACGAAAAGCUAGCAAAGCAGAAGGACAUUGAUGCUUGGCUUCCAAUUACUUCUUCAAGAAAUGCAAAAUGGUGGUACGCAGCAUUCCACAAUGUUACUGCUAUGGUUGGUGCUGGAGUCCUCAGUCUUCCUUAUGCCAUGUCACAUCUUGGAUGGGGUCCUGGCAUUGUAAUUAUGAUCCUGUCAUGGAUCAUCACUCUAUACACUCUCUGGCAAAUGGUUGAGAUGCAUGAGAUGGUUCCUGGGAAGAGGUUUGAUCGAUACCAUGAGCUGGGGCAGCAAGCCUUUGGGGAGAAGCUCGGACUUUACAUUGUGGUUCCUCAACAACUAAUCUGUGAAGUUAGUGUUGACAUAGUCUACAUGGUUACUGGUGGAAAAUCACUGCAGAAAAUCCAUGAUCUAGCCUGCAAGAAUCACUGCAAAGAUAUCAAAUUAACAUCUUUUAUCGCGAUAUUUGCCUCUGUCCAUUUUGUACUCGCCCACCUCCCUAACUUUAACUCCAUCUCAGGGGUCUCUUUGGCUGCAGCAGUCAUGUCUUUGAGUUACUCUACCAUAGCCUGGACAGCUUCUGUUCACAAGGGUGUCCAGCCAGAUGUGCAAUAUGGCUACAAAGCCACCACCACACCUGGAACAUUCUUUGGUUUCUUGAAUGCAUUAGGCGAUGUAGCUUUUGCCUAUGCUGGACACAACGUGGUCUUGGAGAUCCAAGCAACCAUCCCUUCGACGCCGGAGAAGCCUUCCAAGGGGCCAAUGUGGAGAGGAGUGGUCGUUGCCUAUAUUGUUGUGGGCUUGUGCUACUUCCCUGUUGCCUUCAUCGGGUACUAUAUGUUUGGCAACAAUGUUGAGGACAACAUCCUCAUCUCAUUGCAGAAACCAACGUGGCUUAUCAUUGCAGCAAACAUGUUCGUUGUGAUCCAUGUGAUUGGAAGCUAUCAGCUAUAUGCCAUGCCUGUUUUUGACAUGAUAGAAACUUUGCUGGUAAAGAAAUUUCAUUUUAGACCAACUAGAACGCUUCGAUUUGUCACCCGCAAUCUGUAUGUUGCUGCCACCAUGUUCGUAGGUAUGACUUUUCCGUUCUUUGGUGGCCUUCUUGGAUUCUUUGGAGGAUUUGCUUAUGCACCAACAACCUAUUUUCUCCCUUGCAUCAUAUGGCUUGCUAUCUACAAACCAAAGAGGUUUGGGUUAUCUUGGUGUAUCAACUGGAUCUGUAUCAUACUCGGCGUCCUGUUAAUGACUCUAGCUCCCAUUGGAGGUUUGAGGAAUAUCAUACUUCAAGCCAAGGGUUACCAUUUCUACUCUUAAAUCAUUUCCUGUAACCGCAAGCGAGCAAGUAAUUCGAAUGGACAAAUAUAAGAUUUAUAUCAAAUAAGAUGGUUAGUUUUUAAGUCAGAUUGUAGCGAGAAAUGUUAGCCAAAACCAGGGUUUGUAUUUAAAUCAUUGUUUAGCAUUGGUUGGCUCUUGGGCAAACAUUUGUCUUUUGAAUGGGAAAGUGGCCCCAUGAAACCAUCAUUGUUUUCAUCUUUCUUAGUGUUGAUUAUGGAUUCGUAAGCAUAAUGUGCACCAUUGCUGCAGUUUUUAGUAUUUGUCAAUACUCGGCCAUGUGAGUCUUCGGCUGCUAGUUUUUUAGCAGAGGGAUGUG